AUGCACUUGGUUCAAAGCUAUCAUCCUGAAUGGCUCGAAAAAUGGUCUCUCAUUUCUGAUAGAGACAUCGUAAAAGUCUUGGCUUUGAAUGCUUUGGGCCUUGGGUAUUGCUCUGCGUUAAAGCCUCCAGUGUCGGUAACUAUCUUGCUGAUAAAGAACCUAGGCUCUUCUUCAGACAGUCAGCUCAGCUUUGGACGCGCUGUUUUCCAGAGAAUAAGGAUUAGGUCGAGCUCGGACAAUCAUAUGGAGGGAUCCUCAAACGAUGGUAGUGGAGCUAACCUUCGUGAAUUCCCCAGAGUUUUCCCCAUACGGAUGAGGCUUUCUUUCAAUGGCCGGGAUUUUACAGUCAAUGCAACUUGGUGCAUCAGCAGUGGUUCUUCAAUUCGGUAUGACCCAUCCAGAUACAGAGUCGCACUUCGUGAAACCCCAUGCCGCAACAACGCUUGCUUUGAUGGGCUCCUUGCAGAGAGAGUCCGCAAUGGAUUCAAUGUCAAAGGCAAUACUGCACCUGCACGUACCCAGCUCGAGCAGGCCCAAGAUACGAUCCAUAUCAAUGACCACCUUGGACAGCCCCUCGAAGGCCUCUUCUCAUUAUCUUUGCUAUGACAAUU
Messenger RNA from Lobosporangium transversale, 611 nucleotides. RefSeq lists its product as hypothetical. Bases 1 to 606 code for a protein of 201 amino acids. Lineage: Eukaryota; Fungi; Mortierellomycota; Mortierellomycetes; Mortierellales; Mortierellaceae. The record is from RefSeq and is a predicted model, not a curated record. The transcript has 3 exons.